AUGCGCUUCCAACUCGAGCAGCCCCUCCCUGCCCUCGUCGACGCCAAAUUCACCGCGGCCGCGGAGAAGCAGAGCCUGACCUUCUCCGCCACCGAAGUCUGCGUGAUCCGCACCACCUCAGGAGUACCGUUCCAACUCCGCUACUGCCCCGCCCUUGCGAAGAAGCCCGCCGCCUCACCCCCCGCCGAUGCGCCGCCCGCCGAUGACGCGCCCAAGAAGAGAUUCGACCCGUUCGAGGCGCCGGACGACGACCUGCUGGUCGCCGCCGUGCCCGAGCCCGCCGCGCCGUCGCACAUCCUCGUGCUGAACAAGUACCCCGUCAUCCGCGACCACCUGAUCAUCGCGACCAAGGACGACAAGCCGCAGACGCAGCUGCUGGAGCAGGACGACCUUGACACCACCUAUGCCGCGCUGGGCGAGUGGGAGCGCGCCAAGAAGGGGCCGCUGUUUGCCUUCUUCAACUCGGGCGAGCACAGCGGCGCCAGCCAGCCGCACCGCCACCUCCAGUUCCUGCCCGUCGACAACAUGCGCAGCGGCGCCGACACUGACGGCUGGGACCUGCUGGUCGACCGCAUCCUAAAAUCGCCGCAUUCUGUCUCCACCGGCUUCAUCUCCGACACGUCCAUCCCGUUCGCGCACUUCGCGUCGCGCAUCCCGCCCAACGCGUCCGGCCCGGAGCUGCACACCAUCUACACGGCGCUGCACAGCACGGCCGUUGAGUUCGUCCGCAAGUACAUUGCCUCGCAUCCGCAAACGCCGCUGGCGCUGCACUCGACGGCCAACGCCGCGUCGUCGAUAAGCUACAACAUGGCCCUCACCACCGAGGCCAUGGUCAUCGCUCCGCGCCGGCGCGGCGGCGACGCCCUCCGCAACGAAGACGGCUCCGAGCUGCUCGGACCCGACGAUCUCGUCGAACUCAACGGCACCGUGCUGGCCGGCACCCUGAUGGUCAAGGAGCAGGAGCAGUGGGACUUGCUGAGGAGCGAGCCGCGGGCGCUGACGGACCUGCUGGAGGCCACGGGCAUACCGUGGGGUGAUAAGGCAAGUUCGUUGUAA
Lasiodiplodia theobromae is the source of this 1056-nucleotide messenger RNA. Its product is annotated as Bis(5nucleosyl)-tetraphosphatase. Lineage: Eukaryota; Fungi; Ascomycota; Dothideomycetes; Botryosphaeriales; Botryosphaeriaceae. The record is from RefSeq and is a predicted model, not a curated record. The transcript is spliced from 3 exons. Gene Ontology annotation, molecular function: ATP:ADP adenylyltransferase activity; ATP binding. Gene Ontology annotation, biological process: nucleotide metabolic process. The coding region runs from base 1 to 1056 and encodes 351 amino acids.